This is a messenger RNA of Tuber aestivum (summer truffle), 1709 nucleotides long. Lineage: Eukaryota; Fungi; Ascomycota; Pezizomycetes; Pezizales; Tuberaceae. The record is from the annotation of a GenBank genome assembly.
AUGACGGAUAAGCUGCCAGCGAACCUUCUCGCGCUUUUCGCGCCCAGGCCUCCUCUCCGUUACCUCCCCCACUGCGACCAUGCUCCCGACAAGCGUAGGACUGCACCUAUUACCGGCGUCGCUGCUUACCUCGAAACCCUUCGUACCCCUGAUCCUGACUAUGUUCCGACUGAGAGUUGGAUGCAGAGGCGGGAUCGCUUGCGUGAGGAAAAGAAGGCUGCGAUAGCGGAAAAGACGAAGGCUGCGCUUGGUCAAUGUAUGACGUUUCCUGUUCCUCCGUUGCUCCCUUUUUUAUUUAUUAUGUUGUCCCAACCUUUUGUUCCUCGUUCCUGAUUGGCUGAGUAUAUUGUCAUAGAUAAUCCGGAACAUGAUCCUCAGGUCCGUGGUGAUCCUUUCAAAACUCUCUUCUUGUCCAGGUUGAAUUACAAUGUUAAGGAGCCGGACCUUGAACGUGAGUUUGGCCGCUUUGGGCCCAUUGAGAGAGUGAGUUAUUGAUAUCUUCGGCAUCGAUCUUGGGAAUGUUGAUGCUGACCGUCCCUCCAGAUCAGGAUUGUGCGCGAUAAAGAAACCGGUAAACACAGGGGGUAUGCGUUCAUUGUUUACGAACGAGAGAAGGAUAUGAAGGGUACUUUACAUUACAAACCCCUCCCCCACCCCCCUCGGCCACUGUAUUCCAUUUUUUAAACCCCCCCCCCCUUCCCCCGGUUCCAUGAAAACGGAAUGGGUGUGACAGAAUAAUUGCGUCUCUCUGUCAUUGUGCCUUGGUUUUUUUUUAUUUUUAUUUUUUAUACUCACUAUCACAUAUCUCCUCCGACCCCAUACCCUUUUUAUUUCGUCCGUCUUCUCUCCCCUGUGUUACCCCUUUGGUAGGGAAAUCGGUCUAGAAGGAAAGUAUGAAUAGUAAACUGACAAGAUUGUUUUGGAUAUUUUCCAUUCUGACCGAUACAGCGGCUUACAAAGAAACUGAUGGAAUUCGUAUCAAGGACCGCCGCGUCCUCGUCGACGUUGAGCGUGGCCGCACUGUCAAGGGCUGGAAGCCAAGGCGUCUGGGAGGGGGUCUGGGUGGCAGGGGAUAUACCAAGAUUCCUGUUGCGCGACCAACCGGUCCAUCAUUUUUUGGUCAGGACGGUCCACGGGGCCCAGGAGGCUUCGGUGGUAGAGGCGGCUUCAGGGGUGGGUACCAAGGAGGUGGGUUCCGCGGUGGCCGUGGUGGGGGAGGUUUUAGCGGUGGAAACAGGUUUGAAGUCGGGGGCGGCCGUGGGCCUCGCGGAGGUAUUGGCUACCAAGGAGGUGAUAGGGGUGGUAGGGGGCAUGAGAACGGAUAUCAUGGUGGCCAUGGUGAGGCACCACCCAAUGCGCCCACUGGGCCUGGCGGACGUAGAGGCGGAGGCGGUGGUGGGUAUGGUGGAGGAGGAUCUGGCGGUGGGUACGGCGGCGGUGGGGGGGGAGGGUAUGGAGAUGGUGGGCACCGUGGUAGUGGUGGAGGCGGUGGGUAUGACCGUCACCGCAGUGGACAUGACCGUGAAGGUGGAAGCGCUAGGGACAGGUUCGCAGACUCCGGAAGGUACAGCGGUCACGGUAGGGAUGACAGACAUGAUGACGGCGGAUAUUCUCGAAAGCGUGCGUACGAGGGUGGGGAAGGAGGGUACGGUGGUAGCGGCGGCGGCGGCGGUGGCGGCGGAGGUGACCGCCACCGCAGAAGAUACUAG